AUGGAACUGCAUAUUUGGCCGUCAGACUUUGGACUUCCCACAAUUGACGUGGCAUCACUUCAGUUUUUGGUAAGAAUUCCGCUAUUUCAAUAAUAAACCUUGGUUUGUUUGUUCAGACAUGUUCAAAAAUGUGUGCAAGUCCAGUUCAAGUUGUUCAUUCAACACGGCCUUGGAAUUCACCAACUGGAGAAUAUCCCGCGAUAUUUGAUCAGAAAAACAAGCCGGUCACGGAUUACGAAAAGUUUGUUGAAGUUUUGAAAAAAAGUGGACAAGAUGUGGUUAUCGAUGCUGAUUUGACAACUUUUGAAAGAGCUCAACUUGAUGCUUUUUCAUGCUAUCUUCAUCAAAAUUUGAAUCCAGCUGUAACACAUACAUUUUGGGCUGAUGAAUUGAAUUAUAAUACAGUCACACAAUAUUGGUAUGCAUCGCACUUGCAUUUUCCAUACAAUUUAUAUUAUUUGGAGAAACGAAGAAAGAAAGCAUUGAGGUUGUUGGCAUCAAAAAAUGACACUACUAUUUUGAAGGAUGCAUUCAUGGUAAGUUUCAAAAUCUCUUUUUUUUUUUUAAUUUUUUCUAGUGUUUUAUUUUUCCAGGCUCUUAACACUCUCUCAACCAAAUUGGGAGAUAACAAAUUUUUCUGUGGAAAUAAGCCAACAUCUUUGGAUGCACUCGUUUUUGGUUAUCUUGCUCCGCUUCUUCGUGUUCCACUUCCAAAUGAUCGACUUCAAGUUCAACUUUCAGCUUGUCCAAAUCUUGUGAGAUUUGUUGAAACAGUAUCAUCAAUUUAUUUACCUUUGAGCGAAGAAGAAAUUAAACGUCAACAAUCAAAUCGAAAAUUAUGGAAUAAUAGAUUAGCGAAAGCAAAAGCUGAAAAAGAAUUAGCCAAACAAAAUUCGGAUAAUGAACAUGCUGAAAACAAUGCGGAAGAACCACCAAUGAGAGAUUCGAUUUUAUUUGCUCUCGGAGCAAUAACACUUUCUCUUGUAUUUGCAAUUCAUACUGGAAUACUUCAAGUAUCAGUCGAAGACGAAGAAAUUGCAACUGAAUAA
This is a messenger RNA of Caenorhabditis angaria, 1049 nucleotides long. The record is from the annotation of a GenBank genome assembly. Lineage: Eukaryota; Metazoa; Nematoda; Chromadorea; Rhabditida; Rhabditidae.